This is a messenger RNA of Schizophyllum commune H4-8, 1805 nucleotides long. RefSeq lists its product as uncharacterized. The transcript has 3 exons. The record is from RefSeq and is a predicted model, not a curated record. Bases 1 to 1740 code for a protein of 579 amino acids. NCBI's taxonomy places the organism in Eukaryota, Fungi, Basidiomycota, Agaricomycetes, Agaricales, Schizophyllaceae.
AUGCCGAGUCUCUUCCUUCCUCGCGACUCGGAGUCGGUCCGCAACGACGAUGGAUCGCUGGCCGUGGUCUACGUCGCCGACGUCGACGUUGACAGCGGCGAGAUUCGCGUCAUCCCCGGCCCCACCCCCUACUCUAUCAUGGCCCGCCAGGUUAUGUUCCACAAGAACUACCUCCUCGAUGUUGUCGAGGAGAACAUCACGGACAUUGGUCCGACCCGCGAGAUACUUAGGCGCCGCCUGGAACUGCUCACCGAGCGCGCCAAGGCACAUAUCCAACGCCAGCGCUCCUACGCCUCAGCUUAUGAAGCUUACGCGUCUGUGCUGAGCAGCAGCUACUCUGACGGCUUGAACUUGCUCGAUCAGCGCGACUUUGACGAUGCGUCUAACCCUCAGGCAUGGGGCGUCGAGAGCAUGUCCGACAUCAUGAAGCCUAUCAAUUACCACGUCGUCUUCCCUGAGGUCCCCGCGGCGCCAUCUACCUCUACCUCUACCACCGCCGCCGCCAUCCCCGUCCCCGAAGCUUCUUCUUCUUCUGCUACAGCAACUUCGACAUCCAUCCCUUCGCGCGGCAGCAAGCGCGUCACGCCCGACGAGCCAUCCUCUAGCGUCGACUCCCUUCCUAAACGCGCUCGUCUCGACUCUGACGUCUCUGCUUCCACUGGCAACGGCGGCAACCUUCCCCAUCUCACCACCCCCUACACAACGUACUACAGUGAUCCGUCUACCAAGGGCAAGAAGCGCAGUAGGUCUGACUCCGACGAGGAAGACCGCGCUCCCAAGCGCGUGCGCCAACUUCCUGACACGAUCCUCACACCCCUGCCCCUCGACGACGACGACCUUACUGACGCGGAUGCUGAAGGUGAGGAUGACGAGGACUACACGCCCGCCAUCACUCCUGAGGUCGCUCGACCUAGCCCUACCACUGCCCCCUCAACGGCUCACGAGCCGCAUCCUGUCGUCGGCUGCGGACCUCGCGCCACCCAAGGCUUCAAGAUGCCUUGCAUGCCGAUGACAUAUCAUACUGCGAUGCCCCGUCGGACCGACGUCGACGACCCCCUCUACGAUGCCGAAGACCAUGCUGCUAACGAUGAACUCGCUUCCGCUGCCGUCGCUGACGACCCCGUACGCGACGACGAUUCCCAUUCUGUAUACCAACCCCCCUCUCGUUCUCCUACGCCUGUGCCCAUCCGAAGCAGCCGGCGCCUGCGCUCGCGCAACACGAAGCCAUACGACAGGCCAUCUACAACCAAAUCUCGAGCGUCUACCAAGAAGUCCAAGUCUCGGGCUUCGACCUCUCGCUCGACCUCUUCUCGCGCCUCCUCCUCUUCCAAGCCAUUCGUCCCCGACGACGACGCCGCCGCCGCCAUCGGCAGCAACUGCAAGUUCCCGCGCACCAUCCGGCGCUUCAUCACCCCCGUCGACGCACCCGGGCACAUCAAUCUCGGCCUCGACAACGCGUAUUAUAAGUGCCCGCCCCCCGCCUGCAGCGUCUGCGGGAAAUUGAAAGGCAACACGGGCGAUCUCUCCCGCCACAUCCUCAGCCAUAUCGUGUGGGGGGACAAGCGUGUGAACCAGUGCCGAUCGUGCCCCGUCAGCUACGCGCGGAAGGACGCGCUCACGCGCCAUUUGAAGCAUAAUCCUGGUCAUAGGGGCCAGUACGACGCGCUGUGCCCGGAGUUUUGGGUCAAGUACGAAGACUACUCGCAGCAUGUCGUGCUCGAUCUAUCCGCUGACGAGUAGUUCGCCAACCCUGUCUGCUUGACGUCCUUGUCUGCUUUCCAUCCCACCUACUCAAGCCAUACCCG